This is a messenger RNA of Porites evermanni, 2547 nucleotides long. The record is from the annotation of a GenBank genome assembly. NCBI's taxonomy places the organism in Eukaryota, Metazoa, Cnidaria, Anthozoa, Scleractinia, Poritidae.
AAAGGCGGAUCCUUCGGCUCGGAAACCAUAAAUACUCACUCUCGACUAUCCUUGAGCAGAAAUCAAAUGGAACAACGUUCAACAGAGAGGUUAAAAAUGAAUCUCAGACUUGUACAACGACCAGUCUCUAUUUAUCUCCUUGUUUUUUGGUACUGUCUUCAUCUGGCAAACUGUAAACCACUGGCUCCUCAGGCGUCAUGCAAUCCGCGUGACGGUUUAACUGGUAGCGCAAAUUCUCUCACGAUACGCAUUCAACACUUCAAGGGAGCGUCAGUCAACUUCCAACGAGAUAAACCGCUUCUUCUAACAGUCCUGCAUCAUAAAAUAUCAAACGAUGGACAAAUAUACCCAUUGGCAAAAAACCUCAAAGCAAAGUUCCACGGACGAGAAGUUUGUUUCUCGGCAUUAAAAGAAACCAUUUUGGACGCAAAAGGAGCCGAAGAGACCAAACUGUACUCUUGCGAGCAGGUGUGUCUGGAAGUUGGACAUGUUCGAAAACUGGUAACUAACUCAUCCUCAGGUGGCCGCUUGCAUCCUGGGACGGAGUGCUGUGUAUGGACACUAGAAAGAUAUCUUCAGCUGGCCGCAAUUGAAAAUGGUCCUCGGUGCUUGCAAUGUAAAGGGCGAGAAUGCCUUAAUGAUAAAAUGACAACCAGACAGUGUCCUCCUGGCGAUCAAUGCCUCGCCGUCACUCUCGAAAAAAAGAAUAAUACUGUAGGAACAAACUCGAGGUAAGUUUUGUCAAAUCGUAGUAAUAGGCGAUUUUUUGCUGAUCGAAUCUUAUCAAAUUUAAAAACUUAUUAGGACAAUUAACGACUAUGGCAACGAGCCUCCGACAAAGUCAGCUGUUCCUUCCUUAUAAGUACAUGAGGUCUUAUGACUAGGAUGCUUGAGGCAAAACGUAAAAGUGGGCACCAAACUAGGCGGUAAUCGGCUUUCGUUACUUUUAGGGGACCGUCGUUCUGUAAGGAGAAACAAAUGAGUGCGCGAGCAAAAUGACGAGUCAGUAAUGCAACGGAAAAAUAAUAUCGUAUGUUCACCAAAAAAGAACGAAAAAUGUCGAAAUACUGGUCAUUUCUGGAUGCAUCUUUUAGCCACGAAUUAUGAAUAUCGCAGUCGGAGCAUUUUUUAGUAGUUUUUUGGAUUUAGCCAAUUUACCGUAGAUUCAAGUGAGAAUGACACAAUGAAAUAACUACAAAGGAUUAAUUUUUUUUUCUCGUUCUAUAUUCUACAUUUGGAGUAUACAUUCAUCAUGUUGUCGCGUAAACUCGUCAAAAAGCGACGAUCUCGUAAAAGUAACCAAAGCCCGGUAAUCGAUCCCUAGGAAGGCACUCCCUUAUGUUGCCUACAAGGGUAUGUCCCACUGAACAGGGUAUGGCAUGGGUUUAGUGUAUUGAAGACGGUGUCUUUUGGUGAAGGUCGGCGAUGGGCGGUCUACAAAUGUGAUACCAACACUUUUUAUGAUACUAGUUUGAAAAAUUUUCAUUCUGUAUGCAAAUUGGAACUAAUCAGGGCAUAAAAUACGAUCUUUUUUAAAGUUCUAUAUUAUGCAAAAAGGGCAGGUUUUAAGGCCUCUGCAGCACACCUUAACCCAAAAUUUCCCUGAAAUGCCCCCCCACCCGCAAUGGCGCGGGAGAAACGGCAGAGCUGGUGACACAAGUCCGCUCUGUAAAAUAAGACGCCUAGCGCUUGAAAUGAGCGUCGCUUAUUUUGGAUGCGUUUCUUUUAAAGCAAGAUCCAAGAUUAGUCUCUUGAUCUCAGGUUCUUUUAUUUCAUUCAACCAACAUUGGCGUGAACAGGCAAGAACGUGACGGCAGCCUCAUAUUUUCAAAUCUACACCGCCCGCCAAGCCAGGGAAAGCACCGUAGCCUGCGCUUAGAAGUAAUGGGCAAGAAAAAACGGGCGCGCGAGAAGGAGACACGCUCCCUCACCCCUCGCGUGUCUCCCACGCGCGCGUCCGUUCUCUCUUUCACCCACUACUUCCAAGCGCCUGCUACGCAGGCUAAUUAAGCACCGUUGGAAUAAGGUUGAUGGUUCAUAAAUCCUAGACACCCGGAUUUAUGCUCUCUAAUGAAUCCAUUCCUAGUAUGCAUCUUUUGAAUUAAAAGCUCAGAAGAGGCACAAAAUCCGUUUUUGGACUUUCCCAUUGAAAGAAAACCCCCUAGUUAUUUCUUCAGCCUUCUUCAGGGGCCUACAAUAUAGGUUGCUCACAAAUAAUUCUUCUUGUUUUGUCUACAUUUUAGCGUUGUACCAAUAAUGCUUGGUUGUUCAAGUGACAACUCGUUGCGCGGCUACUCAUGCAACGACGGAUGUAGGGAAGUAAAAGUGGCAGGUUCUGGAACGAGGAAAGUUUGCGUCCACUGUUGCUAUGGCGACGAAUGCAAUAAGAAACAAGAGACCUUCAAAAACGCAACUGAAACUGGCGCAUUCGUAGACAAAGAUACAAUUGAACCAAGAAGUGGCUCGUUUGAUGUUGCGUCCGAUAGGAAGCUGAUAUUGCUUCCUCUUAUGUUGAGUGUAUGGUUCGUUAGAAGCAUGGAAUCUUAG